ACGUUUCAACAAAACUUGUCAGGUGGACUUUUGGUAGGGACAUUAGCCACGUGAAUUCAACAUUUUCUAAAUUUCUACUCUUUUGUCUCUUCUCUUUUCAUAACUCUCUUUCACACCAUCCAAAUUCUUCACACUCUUUUCUCUUUCUUUUCAAAACUCUCUUAAGAAGAAAACACUCACAAAAACCCACUUAACUCCAUCACAAGAUCAUUCCAAUGGAACCCGUCGCUUCCGGGUCACCAAAACCCGACCCAACUCCCUCAUCACCAUCCACGUCAGCACCACCACCACCAAGCCGUUACGAGUCGCAGAAACGCCGCGACUGGAACACGUUCUUACAAUACCUAAGAAACCACAAACCGCCUCUAACGCUAGCGCGAUGCAGCGGCGCGCACGUGCUCGAGUUCCUCAAGUACCUAGACCAAUUCGGAAAAACCAAAGUCCACGUGUCAACAUGUCCUUUCUUCGGCCACCCGGACCCACCAUCUUCUUGCGCUUGUCCGCACGUACAAGCUUGGGGAUCCCUCGACGCGUUGAUCGGACGGCUUAGAGCCGCUUACGAAGAAAACGGUGGACGGCCGGAUUCGAACCCGUUUGCUGCACGCGCCGUUAGGAUUUACUUAAGGGAAGUCAAAGAGAGUCAAGCUAAGGCUCGUGGGAUUCCUCACGAGAAAAAGAAACGGAAACGGAAACCUACCGUUACCACCGUUAGAUUGGAUGUUGACUUAGCGAGUGGAAUCGCCGGAGAAGGAAGUAACGGUGUUUCUCCGUCUGCUUCCGGCGCUAAACUUCCUCUAGGUUAAAUAUAAUUAUCAUACUUGAUCUGCAUCUCUCUCUCUCUCUAUAUAUAUAAUAUGUUAUUUAUAAAUUCAUAUUUUCUUUUUACUAAGAAAAAUUCAUCGAGGUCAGUUAUUUUCUUGGUUGAUCGUGAAAAGACAUUUGUACGGAGUUUCUAAUUAAAUAGUUCAGUGAAUUUGUGGACUCUUCUAGUUUUUUUUAUUAGUGGUUCAUAGUAAAUUGU
Messenger RNA from Eutrema salsugineum, 1021 nucleotides. Its product is annotated as protein LIGHT-DEPENDENT SHORT HYPOCOTYLS 6. The coding region runs from base 216 to 803 and encodes 195 amino acids. Gene Ontology annotation, biological process: response to light stimulus; mRNA transcription. Gene Ontology annotation, cellular component: nucleus. The transcript has a single exon. The record is from RefSeq and is a predicted model, not a curated record. Lineage: Eukaryota; Viridiplantae; Streptophyta; Magnoliopsida; Brassicales; Brassicaceae.